GGGGACGGGCUACUAUGGGCCUCGGUGUAUGAAAGCGUAGGGAUUUGAUUUUUGCAGGGCAUCAGUACCAGAGCUGAGACUGGAAUAACAGUCGAUUCAUUUGUUACAGAAAAAGAAACGUCGAAGAACUUUCAUUUGCAAUGGCUAAGAAAAAUGCAAAGGGACAGGUCAAAAGAGAUGCCAAGCCACAGCAGGCACUUAAAAAUGGAAAGAAGGCAGAGGUUGGAGGAGGAACCUCGUUUUUCACCUGGUUCAUGGUUUUGGCUCUCCUGGGCGUCUGGACCUCUGUAGCUGUGGUGUAUUUUGACCUUGUUGACUAUCAAGGUGUAAUUGCCAAAGCAAAGGACUUGCGCUAUAAUCUUUCAGAGGUGUUACAAGGUAAACUCGUGUCUUAUGAUGCUGACGGUGAUGGAGACUUCGAUGUGGAAGAUGCUAAAGUACUAUUAGGGCUGAAAGAUAAAUCCACCAUCGAGACCAGUGAAUCAUUUGAGGGAACCCCUGCUGAACCUGUGGAAGAAGCUCCUGAAUCUAUCGUGGAGGAAGAAAUCCAGGCCACUAAAGUUGAAGAAGCAGCUCAGCCACCACCGGAACCAGAGGCUGUGGAAGAGGAGCCUGUUCCUUUGGAAGAAGAACCUCUGGAAGUAGACGAAGAGCCCACUGCUGUAGAAGAUGAAUUAGCUGAGGACGAUCAAGAUGUUGAAGAGGAGCAAGAAGUUCCUGAGGAAGAACCAGAAGUUGUGGAAGAAGAGCCUGAGGUUACGGAGACUGUUGAGGAAGAGGCUUUUGAGGAGGCAGUGGAAGAGCCUGCAAAAGAGGAGGAGGUCAUACCCGAUGAAGAAGUGUUGGAGGAAAAGGCUGCAGCAGUAGAAGAUUCACCACUGGAAGAGGCAGUAGAAGAAGUAGUUGAAGAUUUACCACUGGAAGAGGCAGUAGAAGAAGUAGCUGAAGAGGCUGCACAGGUGGAAGAAGCAGCGGAGGUAGUGUUGGAGGAAGAGGAUGCACCAGUAGAAGAAAUAAUAGAGAAAGCUACACAAGUAGAAGCAGCUGUGGAGGAGUUUGUACCAGUAGCAGAAGCUGUGGAAGAUGUUGUACCGGUAGAAGAAGCAGUUGAGGAGCUUGAACCAGCAGAAGAAGCUGUGGAAGAGGUUGUACCAGUAGAAGAAGCAGUUGAGGAGCUUGAACCAUCAGAGGAAGCUGUGGAAGAGGUUGUACAAGUAGAAGAAGCAGAUGAGGAGCUUGAACCAGUAGAAGAAGCAGUUGAGGAGCUUGAACCAGUAGAAGAAGAAGUAGAAGAACCUGAACAAGUGGAUGAACCUGAAACAACAGAACCAGUGGAAGAUGUAGAAACACCCGAAGAGACAGCUGAGGAAUCAGUCUCUGUAGAAGAAACUGAAACAGAAGAAGAUGUUAUAGAGGACACAGAUGAGCCAGUUCAGGAUGAUGAGGAAGUACAAGACUCCACAUUGGAGGAAACAGAGCUUGAGGAAGAGAAUAUGGAAGAAGAAGAGGAGGAUGCAGCUGCUGAGGAAGAGCAGCCUGAGGAGGACGAAGCAGAGGAAAUUAACCAAACAGAAGAACAAAUUGAAGCAGAUCCCACAGAAACAUAAAACAUUAGGCAGUAUGUAAGAUAUGGAGAGGACCAGCCCCACAUGGCAUUCCACUGGAAGUCUUCAGCUGCCGAAUCCCACCAUGGAGUAAAAAAAAAAAAAAAAAAAGAGAACGCUACUAUUUCCCUUUCAUUUUUUUUUUUUUUUUUUUAAUGUGAUAUUCAAGCCUGUUUGUUAAUUGAUAAUGUAGUCUCUUUGUGUACAAGUACACAAUUAUUUGUAUGUUUUGUCAACUUUUUUUUGUUUGGUGGUGUGACCCUUUUUCCCCUUGCGAAUCCCUUUUUUUGUAAUUCCAGGCAAAGCUUUUUUCCUGUUCUCUUACAUAGAUGUGAAUUAGCAUUUUGUGAAUGAUCAUGGAUGAUAGUUUGGUUUAAGUUUCUUAUCCUGUGUGUACAAACACCUUCAUGUUGCUUUGUAGCUCCGAGAUCUUCACAUUCUACUCGGCACUGAAUUCUUCAGUGUUUCUAUCUUCAUCAAAUCUGAUGUUUUGCUUAAAUGUGAAGGUACUAUGCAAAGCUGCACUGAUCUUUCGCUAUUUUUAUCCUUAGGUUUUGUACUACCGAUAUGUAUUGAGUCGAAAUUUCCAAUGUUGCAUAUCAAGGACAAGUUUAUGCUGGCAGGUUAACCAAGAUAAUUGCUAUGUGAACUGUGUAUGGAGUGAACGGGCGUGCAUGUGCAUGUAUGUGUGUCUAUUUGAAAAUUAAUGUUUAACUAUGCGAAACAAUCAUUUGAGCCAUUUUUCUCACUAGUAUGUUUUCAUGGUGUUUUCUUAUGUGUUUUCCAGCGUACAGUCAGCAUUUUAGUACCUCUCUUGAUAUUUUCCUCAAUACUGUAGCCGAUAUGCUUAGAGAUCAGAGAUCUUGUUUUUUGCAUUUCUUCACAUUUUUUAACUCAGAGGCAUAGAAUCGCUCCCCAUCCCAUUUUUUAUUUUUAUUUACACCUUUGCCUUUUACAGUAAGCCCUGUUUCAUAGGCUCAUGAUUUGACAAGCUCUGUUUCAGGUAGACACUCCAGCUGCUGUGCAGUAUGUUUAUGACAAACAGUGAUGUUUAAAGGGUGUCUAAUGUAAUAACUGGUGAAGGAUGCCCACAUAAAUAUGGAGGCAUCUACAAUGUUUCGUUUUUAUAGCAGGGUAAUGAUAUUACCUAGUGCUUUUUGUGGGACAUCACAAAUAAGUAUAUUUUUGUCAUGCACUGCCCAUCUAUUGACUUCACAGUUCAUUUAAUUCUGGGCCUUUCAGUUUUUGCAGGCACAUCUGUAAGAAUUCAAUACACUUUGUUGUACAUUCAGAAAAAAAAAGAUGACUGGUUAUUUUGCAACUUUUAUUAUCAUAGCAAGUCAUACGUUGUUUGUUUUUACUAUUAAUGUUGUCAUGGUUUUUAUUACAACACGAUGUAGUUUUCACCUUUGUGGAGUAGUUGGUUAAGAAAUCAAAACCUUGCUUGAUCUUUUGAAGGAAACCCAGUCCUGGCUCCUGAAUGGUUUUGCUGUGGAAUAUGUUUUUUUUCUUCUUUUCUUUGUAAUGUUGUUACACUGUGUUUUUAUGGGGCCUGCCAGAAUAGAUCUUGUUUUUGAGAUAGGUUUUAGGAAAUCUUUUAAAACAAUGGUUUCAUAACAUAUACAGGUGGCUGAAUUGUAGUUUUUAGGGUUUGUUUUUCUUUUUCUACAAUACUAGAGGGUGUUUUGGACCCCUAACACUUUUGAAGUCAAUGUGAAUUUUUAAAGUGGUAUUAAUUUUUACAAACUAAAUAGCUUUUUUUUUUCUUUUAUAGGAUUUUAAAGGAUUUCUUUUAUUUAGGAUUUGACAUUUUUAUAGUCAAACGGAAUGAUUUUUUUUUUUUAAUGAAAGUGUUAACUUCUAAAAGCCAUAUGUGAAAGGUUGGAUAUAGCAGCGUUAGUACAGGUUGUGCUUCAAAAGACAGAUAGCUCACAACCAGCAAUAACACCAUGUGUGAAGGGAGCAUUUCUUAGUGAAAUCCAGAUAUAAACAGGUUUACUCGAGGCUUUCUAUCCAGAGGUGUACAUGAAAUCCUGCUGUAUAGGCUAACUCGUUUUAAGUUAUUGAGGCAAUGCAAUUUUAGGGAGUUUUGGGUGACUUCACAGAUAAUGUAAACAGCUGUACAUGUUUUGUUUGAGUGCUGCAAUAAAGGUUGGGUACAAGGAGA
Carassius auratus (goldfish) is the source of this 3771-nucleotide messenger RNA. RefSeq names its product aspartate beta-hydroxylase (gene asph). The record is from RefSeq and is a predicted model, not a curated record. Gene Ontology annotation, molecular function: peptidyl-aspartic acid 3-dioxygenase activity. The transcript has 10 exons. NCBI's taxonomy places the organism in Eukaryota, Metazoa, Chordata, Actinopteri, Cypriniformes, Cyprinidae. Gene Ontology annotation, cellular component: membrane; endoplasmic reticulum. Bases 141 to 1607 code for a protein of 488 amino acids. Gene Ontology annotation, biological process: peptidyl-aspartic acid hydroxylation.